Rosa chinensis is the source of this 1347-nucleotide messenger RNA. RefSeq names its product protein BUNDLE SHEATH DEFECTIVE 2, chloroplastic. NCBI's taxonomy places the organism in Eukaryota, Viridiplantae, Streptophyta, Magnoliopsida, Rosales, Rosaceae. The record is from RefSeq and is a predicted model, not a curated record. The transcript has 4 exons. The coding region runs from base 84 to 554 and encodes 156 amino acids.
AAAAUGAAUUUUCUUUUGGUUGGCGGAAAAAAGAUGAAAAGAGAAGGAAAGGGAGCUCCACAUAUUCAUUGAAACUUGUAACCAUGGCCACACUUUCCUGCUCCUACUCUCUUCAUCCUCUUUCUUCUUCUUCUUCUUCUUUUUCAACGUCUCUCACUCUCCCGCAACAUCAACAACAGCAGACCGAAUUCCCAUUACUGCUGUUCCGCUGCUCUGCCUCUCUUAAACCCGAAGUCAUUAUAGAACCAACAAGCAGGCUCUUUGUCCAACCCGUUCUCCUUUUAACUACUGGCUUUAACACACCCUUGGACACCCAAACCUUUCUUGCCACUAUCAGUGUCUUGGCGGCCAUUGCUCUCUCCCUCUUUCUCGGUCUUAAGGGUGACCCUGUGCCUUGCGAGAGGUGUGCUGGCAAUGGUGGUACAAAAUGUGUCUUCUGUAACAAUGGUAAAAUGAAGCUAGAAACAGGCUUGGUUGAUUGCAAAGUGUGCAAGGGCGCAGGAUUGGUACUUUGCAAGAAAUGUGCAGGUUCUGGAUAUUCUCGACGGUUGUGAACUGGGGUUUUUAGAAUAUUGAUACCUCUCUUUGUAAUUGAUCUCAAUGAAUUUUUCUCGGCUUUAGUUUGCAAAGGACAGAAAUUGUAAAUUGUGUUGUUACACUCUAUUGAAUUAAUUGUUACAUUACAGUCCUACACUAUUGAAAAAGUUAACUGGAAACAAAGAAAGGAGUGUUUUGAACAUAAAAGGAAUUUAGAGAAAUUCAAGGAAACCAAUGGAUUGUAGUUUUUUAUUCUUUAUUUUGGUUAAAAGACGGUGGCAGGGCAACUUCAUCGUCAAGAUGCAGCCGGCACUCUAGGGGCAGGUGAUUCUUUUUGGAUCGGGUCUGGUGCUUUUUGGGUUCGGUGUUGGCCUCCAGGUGGUGGCAUUGUGGUGUGGCCGGUGGUCCUUGAAGUGGGCGGCGACGGUAUGGAGCGGUCGUGGCAGUGGCUCGCCGGCGGCGUGCAUCGUCCUCAACACAGGAAGGUGGAGGCUUGGCAAGGCUGGGUCAACGAUUUGGGACUAGGGUUUCUGUUUUUUUUUUGGGCCAUUUGGGUCAUUAGUUAGCUUUCCUUUUUUAAGGAACUCUAGGUUAGUAAUUUUAUUACUUUCAAUAUUCCCUAGCUUUUUUAGGGAGCUACGCACCUUUGUGCCUUUAGCGAAUUCUUCGGAGUAGUACUGAUGGAGGAUUCACGCUAUCUUGAUGUAUUUAAUGUCAAAUGAGUGAUCUAGAUAUAUGUACCACUGUGGGUACUAACACAUCUUCUUGUCCGUCUAUAAAUGACAGACAGUCAUUCUGACUUUUGAUCAA